Paramecium sonneborni is the source of this 195-nucleotide messenger RNA. Lineage: Eukaryota; Ciliophora; Oligohymenophorea; Peniculida; Parameciidae. The record is from the annotation of a GenBank genome assembly.
AUGAAUUAAAAUAGUUUGUUAAACAAUCAAUUUAAGACUAUGGAUAUAAGGUUAAGUUUAUAAAAGUGGAUUACUUUAUUUGGAGACGUGGUGGUUAAAUUGUCAAUAAAUUUUAUAUAUUUGAAUUAAUAAAUGGUGUUUUUUAAGAGAAAGAAGUUAAACACUUUAAUUAAAUAGAAAUAAUAAAAUUUAUGA